GGACACUGAUGAACCGAACCUCUAGAAAACGACCUCUGGUUUCAUUUCUUUACGUCUAUAUUUGUGUUUAUUUAUUUCCACGUGGUUGUGGGUGUCGAUGGCUGAAGCUCGGCGUGAAGAGGAGCAGGAGGGGGAGCGCAGAGACCUGCGGGACGUCCGGACCAGAAACCAAACAACAGAUCUUCCUGAAAGAACCAAGUCGGAUCAUUUGCACUCUAGCCAAGGACCUCUGUCUUCUAUACGAGCUGCCAUCAAACGAACAAAAUCCAACUCCCAGAGUGACAACACCAGAGAAAGAAGGCGACCGGAGAUCACCAUCGUCUCAGCAGAACCUCUGGCCAGUAACAACUGGUUCCCAGGAACCACUGUGGUUUUCCCUCCUCCUCCUCCUCCUCAGUCUGGCUGGACAGCAGGCAUCCAGGCUGUUUCCCAGCCCCCACCAUCCUAUGACCAGGUGAUUCAAGAGAAGACCCAGGAAGAGCACACCGUCAAGCCCACUGCAGCCCCCCGCCGGACCACCUGCACUGCCACAAGUGCCACACAGACUGAUCCUGUGACCUCUACCGCUGUCCCACAGUCAGCAGGGAAAAGACCCGCUGGUAGAAAGCCAAAAAAACCACCGAGGCCAUCACUGCCAAAACCAAAGGACAGAGAACCGGCAGCUGAAACACCAUCAGAUGAAAAAGCUGGCACAAAUCCUGCAGCAUCCACAAACGCUGAGCACCGAGAUGAGUCCGAGUCAGAUGUAAAGCCACCCAACCAAGCAGAUUCCUCCCACACGUGCACGAGAUCUGUCACCGUACACUGGGAUGUUCCUACAAAACACCUUUCUCCCGCUGCUGCUGAAACUAUUCCCGCCUCCUCAGAAACAGAACGCGUUCAGUGCCCCGUUCCGCUUCCUCGUAUAAAAUCCCGAAGGCCGGCGAUCCCGGAGGAGGUCAGAGUUCAGACCUUGGUCUCGCUCAGUGAAAACUGUGAGGACACUGAUCCAGAGGAGGUCCCAUCAAAUCAGUAUUUGAAGGAUUUAUUGGAGGUAUUUGGCGGCGAUAACGGGUGUGAAGAGAACUGUGACGCUGUUGACCAAUCAGACGAGGCCUUACAAGGCGAAGAUGCUGGCGGCGAGAUGAGUACUAGCCACAGUCAACGCAAUAUCCGGGCCAGGAUCCAGGCCUUUGAGAGCCAGGCUGAGGAGGCUGAACCGGUCAAACCACAACCCCAACCCCAGCCCAGGAGGGCUUCCAUCAAACCUCCAGUCGCUGCUAAACCUUCGGUAGCUCUUAAACCACAGUUCAACCACAGUAUAGAUGAUGACAGUCAAAACGUCUCAUCCACAAACAUCCCCCAAAUCCCCACGCUGGCCCCCAGACCUCAGCCCCCUCAGCCCCCCAAGAAACCCGUGGGACUAUCCAUAAAAGACGAACUAGAGACUCUACACAACAAACAGGCCACCCCGAACAGAUCACGCCCUUCUGUAUUGACCAGAGCCAAUGCCAUAUAUGAAGAGGAUGCUUCACCCGUUCCCCCCGUACCUCCGGUGAAGCCCGCUAAGGAACCCCUGAAACCAAACCUCAACAUAAACAACCACAACUCAGCCUCCGUGUUCAGAGAGAAUGAGUACGUGAGCAGUUCAACAAAAAACAUCCCGGUCAAGCCUCAGCACAGUGUGGACAGUAACGGAGGCUCCUUCACCAGACAAAGUUUAACACGGAGACCGACUACUAUCAGGGUCCCCAGCAAAACCGAUUCAGUGUCAGAUAAUUUUCACGACGGCCCGCCUCCGCUCCCUGCUCAGAAGCCCGUGGGCCUCCUGAACGCCUCAGUGAACCACAAACAAAACCAGACACCUGUCCUCCCCCUCCAGGAGUCUUUCCAGUCUGGACCGGAGCCAUCACUACCACCUCGGAGGCUGACGACAAGCAAAACCCUUCCACCCCGCCCACCUCCAGCCAAACCGGGCCCGGGAAGACCUCCCCCGCCCAGCCUGCAGGCCACGGGUCGAUCCCACUCGGCAUCAUGGGAGACUUCGCCGAAACCCCAGGCACAGAAGCCCCACAGGAAAGGACCCGUCUUACCUCCGAGGCCCAACCCAGGCCACCGUCUCUACAACAAGUACACCCUUCAGCUUUCUCAUGGGAUUGCUGCCACCGACUACAAUGGGAGCAAUACAGGAGAACUCUCUUUUCAGAAAAAUGAAGUGCUCCUGCUGCUGGAGGAGAUCGACCACAAUGUGUUUGAGUGCCAAGUCGGAGAAACCCGAGGCAGAGUCCACAAGUCUCGCAUCAAGGUCAUAACUCCUCUGGACUCCGACUUGAGCAUGUCCCCGCCACAGGGUGCCAGUACAGCUGGGUCAGACGGAGGUGGUUAUGGCUCUAAGGUGCAGGCCAUGUAUGACUUCACACCAGAGGGUCCAGGAGAGUUGGGUCUGCGAGCAGGAGACGUCGUGACCUCGGUGGAGCAGGUGGACAGUGAGUGGUACAGAGGCACCUGCAGAGGAUCCACUGGCUUCUUUCCUGGCAACUACGUCAAAGUCCUGUCAAAUUCACCGAAACCCCUCCCCGAACGGAAAGCGAAGCCGCCGCCUGCAUCAGUCAGUGGCCCACGAUGUGUGGCGAGGUUUGACUUCGAGGGGGAGCACGGUGAUGAGCUGUCGUUCUCCGAGGGGGAUGUGAUCCAGCUGAAGGCAUACGUUGGAGACGAGUGGGCUCGCGGGCAGGUCGGCGCCGUUACUGGCAUCUUCCCCCUUAACUUUGUAGAGGUGAUUGAAGAUCUGCCCCCACCGCCGAGUCAACAGUCCACCAGGACACAGUCCACCAGGACUCAGCCCACCAGGACACAGUCCACCAGGACUCAGCCCACCAGGACACAGUCCACCAGGACUCAGCCCACCAGGACACAGUCCACCAGGAUAGCACUGCCUGGCAUGGUUGCCUCUCCAGGUUCAGCCCCUGAAGCUGCCAAACCUGCACAGGUGUCUCAGUCCGCGGUGGAGUGGGUGGUGGCUCUGUACGACUUUGUGGGGAAUUCAGACGGUGACCUGUCCUUUCAACAAGGCGACCGCAUCCUGAUCAGCCAGCACAUCGACGCCGACUGGAGCCGCGGCCGGCUCAACGGCAGGGAGGGCAUGUUCCCCAGAGCUUUUGUUGAGAGCUGCACAGGCCAGCUGUCAUCGAACAACCAGCUGAAUGAUACUGUUGGUGGCAGCAGAGGGAGGGCUAUGUAUGACUUCACCUCAGACUGUGAUGAAGAGCUCUCUCUGAAGACUGGGGACAUUAUAACCGGUCUGGAGUCCAUCGAUGAAGAGUGGUUCCUGGGUGACUUGAGAGGAAAACGGGCCCUUGUGCCAAAGAACUAUGUGCAAGUACUGUGAUAGUCAUGUGGCAGAACAGAAGAGACACUGAUGGAUGACUGGAACUGAAGAGACAUCUGAAGGCAGAGGGUUUUUUUUUUAACGGAGGAAAUCUGAAGUGAACUCUCAAACUGGAAUGCAGUAUUUCAUCUCCAAGUAGUGCAACAUCUUUUUUAUUUUGUCUGCUGCAUUAACUUGAAAUUAAAUGUACACUGAAUAAUUUAUCAUGGUUAUAAAUAAAUGCUAUAAAAGGUGGAUGGCAAUUUCA
Molecule: messenger RNA, 3614 nt
Organism: Acanthopagrus latus (yellowfin seabream)
Lineage: Eukaryota; Metazoa; Chordata; Actinopteri; Spariformes; Sparidae
Gene: sh3d19
Product: SH3 domain containing 19
Exons: 21
Coding region: 98-3367 (1089 amino acids)
Biological process (GO): protein transport to vacuole involved in ubiquitin-dependent protein catabolic process via the multivesicular body sorting pathway
Cellular component (GO): ESCRT-0 complex
Molecular function (GO): protein binding
Source: RefSeq, a predicted model, not a curated record